This is a messenger RNA of Tachysurus vachellii, 2152 nucleotides long. RefSeq names its product acetylserotonin O-methyltransferase-like (gene asmtl). The record is from RefSeq and is a predicted model, not a curated record. Gene Ontology annotation, molecular function: nucleoside triphosphate diphosphatase activity; O-methyltransferase activity. The transcript has 14 exons. The coding region runs from base 44 to 1951 and encodes 635 amino acids. Lineage: Eukaryota; Metazoa; Chordata; Actinopteri; Siluriformes; Bagridae.
AUGACAAAUUUAGCACCAUGCUGUUAAUGCGCAUGCGUCGGAUAUGCCCCCAUUGUUCCGGUUGAGCUCGUGGUGGACGCGAAUAGGUGCAGUGGUGCAGACCUCUGAAGACAAAAUGGUGUUGCACCCAGUAAUGUCCAAGCUGCAUGGAAAACUUGUAGUUCUGGCCAGUGCGUCUCCGAGGAGACGAGAGAUUUUGACCAACACGGGUUUGCGGUUUGAAGUGGUGCCCUCUUGGUUUAAAGAGACUUUGGACAAGGCCUUGUUUAAAACGCCCUAUGAAUACGCAGUCGAAACAGCAAAGCAAAAGGCCCUGGAAGUGGCUCAGAGAAUGCCACUUAAACAUCUUAAAAACCCAGAUAUAGUGAUUGGAGCAGACACUGUUGUGACAGUGGAUGGUUUAAUUCUGGAGAAGCCUGUAGAUAAGCAAGAUGCCUACUGUAUGCUGUCUAGAUUGAGUGGAAAAGAACACAGUGUAUACACAGGAGUGGUCAUAGUCCUCUGUCAUGAAAGAGAGGGUGGAGAAACAGAGUACAAAGUGGUGGACUUUUAUGAAGAGACAAAGGUGAAGUUUGCAGAGCUGUCAGAGGAGAUGCUUUGGGAAUACAUUAACAGUGGAGAGCCCAUGGACAAAGCUGGUGGUUAUGGAAUCCAGGCUUUGGGUGGAAUGCUUGUGGAAUAUGUGCAAGGAGAUUUUCUUAAUGUGGUGGGCUUCCCACUAAAUCAUUUCUGCAAAGAGCUGGGAAAGAUUUACAACGGUUCACCUGAGAGCCCUGCUUAUAAGAUAAAGUGCAAGAAGUCACCAGAGUCUGAUGGACCAUGCACUUCUGUCAGCCGUCUGUCUAAAGAAGCUGUACAACCGGACAUCAGCAGUUUCACGAACUCUGACUCAGUGCACAAUGUUGUGGAACCUGAGGCUACCAAGAGCAACAAUGAAGGCUUCCCUCACAGCUUAGUAGAACUACUGGAUGGAUUUAAAGCAUCAAAGACUUUGUUUACAGCAUCCAAACUGGGUGUGUUUGACGUUAUGAGUGACUCUGGCCUUACGGUGGAUGAAGUAGCUAUUCAAAUUAAUGCCUCAGUGUUGGGCACUGAAAAGUUACUGGAUGCUGCUGUAUCUAUAGGACUACUACAUAAGCUCAAAUGUGAAGAUAAGCUUGUGUAUAGGAAUACAGAGCAGGCCAGACAGUUCCUGGUAUCAGACAGCCCCCUGUCUCUGCAUGCGUACAUCCUGCACUGCAACGACAUGAUCUGGCCACUCUUCAACCACCUUGAGAGUGCGGUCAGGGAAGGCACAAAUCAGCAUGAGAGGGCUUUUGGGAAGAAGCCUGAAAAUGUGUUUCAGGAUAUCUACUUCAAAAAAGAUGAUAUGGUGAUGCGCUUUAUGAAUGCCAUGCACAGCAUCGCUAAAGUGUCUGGAAGAGAUGUGGCCACAGCAUUCGAUUUGUCACGCUUUAGGACAGCCUGCGAUGUUGGAGGCUGUACUGGUGCCAUGGCAUAUGAGUUCACUAAAGCCCAUCCUGAUCUCUCUGUAAUUGUAUUUGACUUGCCAGCAGUUAUUGAAAUGAGAAGUCACUUCCAGCCUUUAGAGCAGGACAGCAGAGUUUCAUUUGUUGCAGGUGAUUUCUUCAAAGAUGACAUACCAAAAGCAGACCUCUAUAUCCUUGCACGAAUUCUCCAUGAUUGGUCAGAUGAUAAAGUACAUGGGCUGUUGAGUAAAUUGUCCAAGACAUGCACUCCGGGCUGUGGCUUGUUGCUCUCAGAGAUUCUGUUGGAUGAGGAGAGGACCAGGCCAAGUCGAGCCCUGCUGCAGGCACUCAGCAUGACUGAAGGCAGUCAGAGGAGUGCCACAGAGUACAGUAACCUAAUAAGAAAGCAUGGGUUCAGCCCUGUACAUACCCGAUACACAGACAAUCUACUAGAUGCCAUGCUUUUUGUGAAAGAUGAUUAAACUUAGCCGGUUUGUUUCUCUGUGGCUGCCUGAAAAGCUCAAAACCCUAUAGGUCAACUUUUGAUUGUCCAGGAAUGUAUUAAUUGUCAGUGAAAUAUAUCAAGCUAUCUCCUUUACAUCUGUAAAUAAUUCUUAUCAAUUUUGAAAAGAAAAUGUAUUUCAUCUAAACCAAUAUUUUAAUAAAAGUCAAUUGUUUAAAAA